Messenger RNA from Heterotrigona itama, 1667 nucleotides. The record is from the annotation of a GenBank genome assembly. Lineage: Eukaryota; Metazoa; Arthropoda; Insecta; Hymenoptera; Apidae.
GAUGAAGAAUCAGAUGUUCAGCUUUCUAGUUCAGUUACAAGGCUUUCGGCUGAAGGUAAAUAUUACACAGUCAACAUACAAUCUCUUUUAAAAUUUACAAACAUAUAAUCUUGUUAAAAAAGAAUCUUAAUUGCUUUUUUAACAAGAUCAUUUUUGUUUCAGACAUUGAUUUAUAUGGAUUCUGCCCUGAAAGAGAUACUUUUUACACGGUAGUGUGUGAAACCUGCCAUGCAAUAGUCAAACCACAAGCUCUCAUUCAACAUAUGGAAAGUCGCCAUCCUUCCGGCACGGUAAAUUUUCCACCUCCCUCCACCCCGAUUGUAAAAACUCCUCUGAAGACACCGUCGCCGCAGAUCUCAAACAGUGGGAGCAAUAAGAACAAUCACACGAACGUGAAACGGAAUACGAAGCAGCCGAACAUCUCAACGAGCUUGUCAUCUUCAUCGAUAUCCAUCUCACCGUCACCUCGAUCGCCUCUCGAGUCGUUACCAUCGACUGUGCCAACAUCGAACUCUGGGUCGGGACCUUUGAUCACCUCGAGUCCUGUGAAAAGUCCUGGCACGGCGACCGGUCAACCUCGUCGAAAGAGACUGAAAACCGACCGAUCGUUGCUCAAAGACCGAGAGUACGACCCGGAUCGACACUGUGGUGUGUGGAACGAGGAAACAGGCAAACCCUGUACCAGGUCGCUCACGUGCAAAGCGCACACGGUCUCGUUACGGCGGACAGUCGUCGGUCGGAGUAAAACAUUCGACAAACUCCUCGCGGAGCAUCGUGCCUCGAAGGAGAUCUCCAACAGGCCGACGAAAGUAACCGUGACCGGUACAGUGACCGUGUCCUCCGGGACCUCGAACUUGAACCCCUUAACACCCACCACCCCCGUACUGACCAUCGAAACGGAAACACCCAGCUCGCCACCUGUUCUAUCGCUGCCAGACACGUAUCCACUGCCAAAGACCAAGCUCGAAGAGGACUUCGCCAACGAGGAGCUGAGGAGCCUGGAGUCGUCGCUAGUGAAUUCGACCGGUUCGUCACAGUCGAGCUCGAUGAUGGCGCCGAUAUCCGUGGUGUUGCCAUCGUUGUCACCGUUGCCGGCUAAUAACGAGGAAUCGAUGUCGUCGGUCGCCACGCUGAUACCGAGCACAGCAUCCCCAGCUAUACCGGUGCCAGCAACACUGCCAGCCACGUGUGCGCAACCGUCGUUGGUCACGACGGUCCUCGAGGCUGAGACACCGAUGGACAUCGAUCCGGAGGCAGCAAUGACCAUCUACUCCCCCGUUUACAAGGAUAAAUCCAAGUUGCUGGUCGAGCUACCACGUUCGAACAAUAUCGCCCAUUCUCCUAUAUCGUCUAUGCCCAGCCUGCUGUUCGACUCUAUGGAUCAGCUGGAACAAUUGGAACAGCAACACGCGACGCAGAUCAAUGGAAAGAGACUGAAUCACGCGGCACGCUCAAGUCCCGUUACGCAACGACAGCCGAAGAGGACCAAACACGACUACCAUCAACAGGAUCUGUCCACGGCGAUACAGGUUGAGGCUACGACCACGUCCUCGCCUUAUCCUCAUUUCGGGGAUGUAUCUUGGUCGAACUGUCACCCGGAGCCACUGGCUGUUAGUCGGUGGCUUCGUAUUUCGUCCAGCCGUAAGCAGUACAACUUUAAUAUUCAC